AUGACAACAUUACCGUUAAUUUUCAAGGAUCCAAAUAAAAGAAGCUGUCAAUUUUUGGUUGAUGGGACUUUAACAGCGCCAUCUACUGGCAGCAAAGUCAAUUUAUAUUCAAGAUUCCAAGAACGAUUGAAUUCAACUUCGAAUCUCGCUAAAAGCGAAUACGACGCAAGGACCUCAGAGGCGUUGAAUUCAAUUUACGAUCUGGCCAGCGUUAUCCUUAGCCAACAACUUAAGCAGGAACGAACAGAAUCUGAUUCUCAGAAUGGCAAUUAUGCUGACAAAUUGUUCGACGAAGCGAAUCUCUUUGGCAGGGAAUAUAUUCCCCCUCGAGCUGUUGCAUCAUCGGCGGCGGCAAACAUGAACGCUUCUUCCUCCAACGCUUCCGCCACCUCCAUCGGCAGUGAUGCAAAUGCUAAUAUUGCCGAAAAAGAAGUUCAGCUGAUAAAUAGCCCGGUGGUUGUGACAGAUGGAAAGGACCAAUUGGCCCAUGGACAAGCUCGUAAAAUACAAAAGGCAAGCCGCAUAUUUCGACGCAGUCUUCAUCGUCGUCCUGAAAAUUUCAAUUUGUAUCCCCGAAUGAGAACGGGUAAGAGGCAAAGUUCAAGGGCAAAACGACGACGACGACAGGAAAAACUAUCAUCAUCACAAUCUCAGGAAAGGCCAUAUUAUGCCCUAAUGGUUCAACAAAAAGUAGAGAAAAAUAUCGACGAUAACAACUACUCGAAAUUGAUGAGGGGGCUGACGACGACGACGACGACUGAGAGAAGCCUGGAGACUGGUUUCAUUGAAAAGACGAAUGAUUUGGCUGUUGAUAGUGGGUGCAAUGGUGACAGCAACAAACCGUUUGCUGCAUCGUCCUUCUCAAGCGUUAAGUGGCGAAGGAAAUUGCAAAUUGAUGGGAGAAAAAAUAAUAAUAAUUCACAAAAUUGUUGGUCCUGGCCAAUACUUUUUGGUGGAAAAGACCAAUCGAAUGGAUUGAUUCAAUCAAGCGAAGAUAUGGAUGAAGAAGAAAAUGGAAAGGAUGGAAUGAGGCAGCAACAUGAUUGUGGGGAAAUAUUGUCGAUAAAGAAUGAUGCAACACAUAAAUGCACACGAAGAAGUGCAGAUUCAUUUCCGGAAGUUUUUUCACGUCCAACAUCAUCAGCAUCAGUUGAAUCGAAUUCUGUGCCAAUUAUUGGAAGUGGUAAUGAACUAAAUGAGGCAAUCAAGAAUGCUAACAGUUUGUUGACAAAUGUACAGGGUGUUGCGAGUAAUUCAAAUGGACCAAUCUUCAGUUUCGACGAUUCUAGUCGUCGUGUUGGUAAGCAAACACAAACUAUGGCUGAAUAUCCUUUAAAUGGACUGAAUACAACAGGAAUAAAUACAGUAAUGGGAGAUGCAGGCGUAGCAAACAACUUUACUAAUGUUAUGGAAAAAGUUCUAGACGAAUUGGAAAGUCUUAAGCAAUGUAAAGCGGAAGAUGAUGAAAUGCAGCCAGAAGGAUCCCCAUGUGAUAUUUCCGGUUCAUGGAAUUCCGAAACAAUUGGUCUUCAAUUUCAUAUAUCAAUAACAAAUCCGUCAACAUCUUCGCGAACAUUUGUCGAAGGAAAAAAACUUGAUAUUGAAUUAGGAGAAAGAUUACCUCCAAGACGACACGAUUUAAUGGAUUGCGAUUGGUUUGUGUCAGGAAAUACUGUGAAACAAGUUGGUGGUCCUUUUUAUAUGACAGCUCAAAAGGCAGAUAGAUUUAUUGUGGCUACUUUUGCUGGUCUGUGUAAAACAUGUGGAGGCAUUCCAACAAUCUUUGGCUCAUGGACUUUUGUUUAUCCUGCAAACGAUUGUCAGGACAUUUCGCUAGCUGUGGAUAAUAAAAGGGAUAUCCUCCGGCGAGACACUUUAGAAUCCAAACGAAAAAAUCGUCGAGACCGUUUUAACUCAAAAACCAAAACAAAAUGUUCAAAAAGUUUAUUUUGAAUGCAAUAAUUUUAUUUAUUUAAUUAAAAAUGUAUUUUUACAAUAAUUUAAGAUUGAA
Messenger RNA from Episyrphus balteatus (marmalade hoverfly), 2011 nucleotides. RefSeq lists its product as uncharacterized. Lineage: Eukaryota; Metazoa; Arthropoda; Insecta; Diptera; Syrphidae. The record is from RefSeq and is a predicted model, not a curated record. The transcript is spliced from 4 exons. Bases 1 to 1953 code for a protein of 650 amino acids.